Molecule: messenger RNA, 410 nt
Organism: Schizophyllum commune H4-8
Lineage: Eukaryota; Fungi; Basidiomycota; Agaricomycetes; Agaricales; Schizophyllaceae
Exons: 1
Coding region: 103-372 (89 amino acids)
Source: RefSeq, a predicted model, not a curated record
AGCACAGAGCACCACAUUACGGGGUAGAGGCAGACGGCCCCACCGCGACCAUCCAGUGUCGACAUCCCAUUCAGCGAAGACCAGCGGAAGUAGAGCGAGCUGAUGUUUGCCUGGUGGCGGUGCGGAAGCGUCGUACGGGGAAAGCCAUGUCGUGCGCGAAUCGUCCCUUUAGCUCUGAUCGGCGAGCCCGGAGGCGAGGGAGGUUUUAUUUGCGCAUACAUUCCGGGGUCGACUGCAUACAUAGGGACGUCCGUGUGGGGCUGGAAGAUCCGGAAACGCGCUUGUUUCACCCGUACUUGGGUGCCAGAACCUCUGCGCUUCCUAAAGGCCAGUGUUGUGUGGGUCCACAGGAAGAGCUUGUCGCGCGCAUGACGACCCCCUCAAGGUACUUCCAGGCUUCUAGUAACGCA